UAAUUUAUUUUAUCUUAAAUAUACUAAUAAAUAAUCAUUCAAAUUUAGCGUAUAUCAGGAAAAUUGAUUGGUGGUGUUGAAAGCGUACAUAUGAAGAAUAACGAUGGACAGAUUUCUAAAAGUUGCGGCAAAUGAAAAAGAUUUUGAUCGAACCGAUGACAAAGAAAAGGAGAAUGUUGAGGAACCGCAAAACCACGUGGGUAAGCGACGUAGCAAGGCUUCGUUGGUGUGGAACCACUUUAAAAAAUGUGCAGGCGGCCAAGAGGCUGUUUGCAACCAUUGUUCGGCCAAAUUAAAAACAAAAGGUAACACCACGAAUCUUUUUCAUCAUCUCAAAAAUAGCCAUAAAUUUUGCGAACUAAAAAAAGGGUGUGACUCUAACUCAAACUCAAACCUUGAAAAUUUUGUGAAAAACGUAAAAAUGUAUGAAAACGGCUCGGCACGAAAAAAUGCAAUAGAUAACGCUAUUGUGCGAAUGAUUGCAAUUGAUUUGCAGCCAUUCAGCCUUGUAGAAGACAGAGAUUUUCGGGACUUAAUAAAUUUGUUGGAUGAGCGUUACAAAAUACCGAACAAAAAAUUUUUCCGUUAUGAGCUUCUUGACAAAAACUACAACAAUAUGAAAGAGCGUCUAAAAUUAGUUUUACAAAACGUAGCGCAUGUCUCUUUGACAGCUGAUUGCUGGACUUCAAAGUCAUUAGACGGAUAUUUAACAGUAACUUGCCAUUUUAUAAAUACAAGUUUCGAUUUAGUCUCGGCAGUCUUGACAACGCGUAAACUUUUGACGUCUACAAACCAUACAGCAAAAAAUUUAGCAGAAACAUUAUUAGCUGUGAUCCAAGAAUGGGAUAUAAACAACAAAAUUGUGUGCAUCGUAACUGACAAUGAUGCCACAAUUAAAAAGUCUUGCGAGUUGCUGCAAAUAAAAAACUUGCCAUGUUUUUCACACACGUUGAACCUAGUUGUUCAAGAAGUUUUAAAGUUGCCGAGCUUAAAUGAUAUACUUGUUAAAUGCAAGCGCAUAGUGUCUUUCUUCAAAUCAAGCACUGUGGCAAAUGCAAAAUUGAAAGAGGCGCAAAAUGUAGAUAAGCCAUUGGGUGUACUUCAAGAAGUUCCUACCAGAUGGAACAGCGCAUUUUUAAUGAUGGAGCGGAUAAGAAUUUUAAACGCCUUUAUUGGUAAAGUACUUCUCGAUUCACCUAAAGCUCCACUUCCGUUGUCGUCAGAUGAAAUCGAAUCAAUUUCCGAGCUUAUAGGUAUUUUGAAACCAUUUAAUGAUGCAACUCUGCAAGUAUCAGGAAAUAAAACGGUAACUGUUUCUUUGAUAAUUCCAGUGAUAGCCGAACUUCAUCAAAAAAUGUAUCAUCUUGGUAGCAAAGUUAAAUCUGAGUGUGCCAAAGAAGCCAUAAAACAAAUAUCAAAACGAUUGCCUGAACGGUUCGCAGCUUACGAAAAAAGGACCAUACCCAAAAUAGCAACUUUGAUUGACCCUCGUUUUAAAAAAGAUGGUUUUUUGCAAUCUUUUAAUGCCGACGAAGCUGCAAAGGCUUUAGAACAAGAACUUUCAGAAAAAUUGUCCUCAAUAUCUUCAAAUACGCAUUCAACACCACCCGAUCUUCCAAAACGAGCACGUUUUGAAUUUCUACAAAGCAAAAUUGCAUCCAAGCCCAGCUCCAACAGAGCAGAUGCAAUUAUUUUGCUAAGGCAAUAUUUGCUUAAAGCAAAUGCCGACGAGGAUCUGAAUCCUUUGCAUUUUUGGAAGAACACUGACGAAGAAAUUUGGAAAGUUAUGAUCAAGAAACAUAUGUGCGUUCCAGCCACAUCAUGCGAAUCUGAACGGAUGUUCAGCAAGGCCGGGCAGCUCAUCUCUGAUCGAAGGUGCUCGCUGAAGCCUGCCGUUGUCGACAAAUUACUUUUUAUAAACAGAAAUAUGGAUCUCAAAUUUAAUUAAUUGUUAUUUUAUUUUUAA
Molecule: messenger RNA, 1966 nt
Organism: Drosophila ficusphila
Lineage: Eukaryota; Metazoa; Arthropoda; Insecta; Diptera; Drosophilidae
Product: E3 SUMO-protein ligase ZBED1-like
Exons: 3
Coding region: 104-1948 (614 amino acids)
Molecular function (GO): protein dimerization activity; DNA binding
Source: RefSeq, a predicted model, not a curated record